CAGUUUUCUUAAACGAAACUACGCGUGCCGCAAUUUCUAAUAUUAGCAGGAACCAAAAAGUGUGUGAACCAUGUUUCGACCGGCGAUCAUAUCCUCCCUUGCGUCACGAUUUUUUAUUUCAAUCAACCAUCCGCGAAUAGCGCCGCUAACCAUUCCGCUUGCGUCGAUUACAAAUCACGCCCCAAUCCGGGAUGCAUCAACGACGUGGUCUCAACCUGGAACUUGGUACCAGCGCCGGCAUGAGUACGAUCAGAAAAACGACACCCACCAGCGUAAACGAAACUUAGGGCCGCUGCGUUUUGUGGUAGCCAGCUCGUUCCUAUCUUGGUUCAGUAAAAAGAACGACGACGAAGACACACCCGAAAGCCAGCUCAUAACGGUCAUCAAACGUUCGAUCUUGUCCAUCCAGAAGGAGGAGUACCACAAAGCAGAACAGAUGCUGCAUCUUGCUCUCAAGAUGGCCCAGGACUUACAGAGCAAGGAUGGCAUCACGUACAUCUACGACAUUAUGGCUAACCUAGCGAUGGAGGUAGGCGAUUUCGCGAAGGCGGAGAAACUCUUUGUCAACGUCAUGCAGCGGUUGUUCUCGGACGGAUUCUUGGAAGAUCACAUCAAAAUGCUCCACAUCAGUUCCAAGAUCGCACAUCUGGCACAGCUGCAGGGCCACCUCGACAAAGCGGCCCAAGGGUUCGAGUGGACGCUAGCGAAGCUAGAGGAAAAGCUGAAACUGCUUGGAAAUGACAACGCCAAGGAGAUCCGGGAGUUGUGGGGCAUCACGAAGAACUGGUACGCACAGCUGCUGAUGGAAAGCAAACGGUUUGCAGAAGCGAAACAAGCGUUCAUGCAGGCAUACGAAGCGUACACCGAAAUCCAUGGGUUACUCACCGAGGAGGGGCUCACGAUACUGAACAAUCUCAGUGUGGCGUGUUCUAAUCUAGAGGAUUACGCGUCUGCUGAGCGGUUCCUUAAGGAAGCGAUCGCGCUGGCGGCUCAAAUUCCCGACCUCUCGGAGGCAGGCGUGUAUAAGGCGAAUCUGGGCCUGCUAUACCUGCAGCAGGGACUGCUGCAGCAGGCUUCCGAGUUCUGCACGUUCGCCUGGCGCUACGGGAAGCAGCACCAACACGAGGAAACUGUGAUACAGGCCAGCUAUUGCCUAGACCAAAUAAAAUCGCUGCAGAAGUAAUUGCACCCAGAGAUCUCCGGAAUAGAUAGCACUAUUCACUAGACGACUGUUGUAAAACCAUUGUUACUGUACGAAUUGCUCGUUAAUAUACGUUAUAAGUGUGUAAAGUCGAU
This is a messenger RNA of Anopheles nili, 1296 nucleotides long. It is a transcript of the gene Ttc19, whose product is annotated as tetratricopeptide repeat protein 19 homolog, mitochondrial. Gene Ontology annotation, molecular function: protein binding. The transcript is spliced from 2 exons. Gene Ontology annotation, cellular component: mitochondrial inner membrane. NCBI's taxonomy places the organism in Eukaryota, Metazoa, Arthropoda, Insecta, Diptera, Culicidae. The record is from RefSeq and is a predicted model, not a curated record. Gene Ontology annotation, biological process: mitochondrial respiratory chain complex III assembly. The coding region runs from base 71 to 1183 and encodes 370 amino acids.